This is a messenger RNA of Miscanthus lutarioriparius, 822 nucleotides long. The record is from the annotation of a GenBank genome assembly. Lineage: Eukaryota; Viridiplantae; Streptophyta; Magnoliopsida; Poales; Poaceae.
AUGAGGUGGUUCGAGAGGAAGACGUCCGCCGCGUGGCCGGCUUUGGUGGCGGCCGCGUGCGCCGCUGUGGUGGCAUGGGCGCGUGAGCUGGUGGUGGCGCCGUGGAGGAUGAGAGACACUACCCUUCGCCUUCGCAGGAUCAUCUACGUUGGGAGGAACGGGAUAUUGAUUUUGGCCGUGACUCUGAUUGCAAUGCGUUCAAUUGUUUGGUACAUGAGAUUUCUGGGCGUUUAUUUCCUGCUUGUGCAUAAUCCUUGUAUGGUUCAGGAACACAUUUGGAAUCAGAAAGGUCAGCUUCAAAGCCCUGACAGUCUUUGUUCUUUUGGUUCUUUUCAUUUGCAUGUUGUUGAAUGCAAGUACAUCAACCAGUUCAGAGAAAGCAGGACACUGACUGAACUUAGCAUCCCUCCUACUCAAUUUGAAGUCUUCCUUCAGACUGUCCUCGCCAACCUGCAGGAAGUCUUCCUUGACACCAAGGUCGUCGUGCUCUUCCUCAUUGCGCUGCUCACCACCGCUGCCCAAUGCACACACUUUGGCCAGAUGGCAUCUUCAGAACACACUGCGUGUCGCAUCCCAUUCAAAGAUAUAUCCAACACCAACAAUGACAGUGGACCAACGACAUCCAAUUUACAACCAGAUGACACAGCUCCAAAAGAACGCAAGAGGCAAAGGGCAAGGGACGCGUAUGCGAACAUGCCUCAAGAUCGAAAGGAGAGGUUACUAAAAAAACGUCGAGAAGAUUAUCAUCGAAGGAAAGCUCAAGCUCUCCUUACAAAUGAAGAUUCACAAUCCACAAUCCCACUCCUUGCUGAAGGUUACUAG